Messenger RNA from Anarrhichthys ocellatus (wolf-eel), 2753 nucleotides. Its product is annotated as transcription factor Adf-1. Bases 97 to 921 code for a protein of 274 amino acids. NCBI's taxonomy places the organism in Eukaryota, Metazoa, Chordata, Actinopteri, Perciformes, Anarhichadidae. Gene Ontology annotation, biological process: regulation of transcription by RNA polymerase II. Gene Ontology annotation, molecular function: DNA binding. Gene Ontology annotation, cellular component: nucleus; transcription regulator complex. The transcript is spliced from 2 exons. The record is from RefSeq and is a predicted model, not a curated record.
ACUCGCGAUAACUCGCGUUGAGGCAGCAGCUGGGCGGAAAAGGCGGGAGAAGGCUGCCGCUUCCGCGUCCGCGCACAGGCACAACACUGGGGCAAAAUGGACGAUAAGUUAAUAUUGGCCGUAUUUAAUUAUCCAGAGCUGUACAAUGUCACUUUACCGAAUUACCGCUGCACGGAAAGUCGGGUGAACGCGUGGAGAAGCAUCAGUAUCAUACUGGGUCUCCCAUCCGAGGAGUGUAAAAGAAAAUGGAAGAACAUGAGAGACCGGUACUUGAAGGAAGUCCGGAUGGAGAUCAAAAGCAAGAAACAAGGAGAGAUCAUGCAAAGCAGAUGGAAAUAUAGACAACUAAUGAAUUUUAUCGCCCCCUUCACUGGAUCGAGAAGUGGACUGGCGGACAUCUGCGGUAACAACGGCGAUGACCACGAUAAUCCUGACAACGAAUCCGGCAGUGUCGAGGGAGAAACCUCGUCAUCUGAGGCAGUCAAGACGCCGCAGUCGGCCACGAAGGCCCCCGCAAGUCAACCCGACCUCAAGCCCCAGGUAGCAUUCGUGACGCAGAUCCCUCAAGACACACAGAUGUCCCUUCUGGCCAAGAUACCAUCGAGCCCGCAGACCGCGGCCAUCAGCAAAACUGGACGAAAACGGCGCCUGAUGCAGGAGUCUCUUUCACCGUCUUCUUCUCAAAGCGCACUGUCUCCCACCAAGUGGCUGGUCAAAGACAAUGGAUCCUCCUUUCCCAGCAGGCCGCGGGACGAGGACGAACUGUUUCUGCUGAGCUUUGUCCCCGCUCUGAAGAGGCUUGCGCCGCAGAAAAGGUGCGAGACGAAAAUAAAGAUCCAGCAGAUUAUGUAUGAAGCAGAGUUCAACGUUGCACAGUCCGCAUCUCAAGAGAAACAGACGACGCCGUCAGCGCAGGACUAGGCCACACGGACUAUUUUAUACUUUGUGCUUUAUAAAAACCUCUUCCACAAAAUGACCAAAAAUAUAUUUUUUUUUACUGUACAUCCUUUUUGAAUGUGAAAUUCUAACAAUGAAGAAUAACUAAACUUGAUUUGCAUAUUUAAGUAUGGCUCGCGAGCAAAGGAAGCCCUAACAUAUUUACACAUUAAUAGGACAACAGACAGACUAUGAUUAACAUCUUUAUUUACAUUGUUUUACUGUCAAAGUGAAUUCACAUUUAGAAAAGUGGUUUCACGUUGAAACAAUCUUCAUUUAAGUAAUUAUUCUUUAAUAAUCUAUAGUAUUUUUACAUUUAAUUACAGUAAUAGAGCAAAAAAUAAAGUAUUAAAUGGUGAAAGGAACACCAUUUCAUAAAUGAACUGCUGACAUGCAUCAACACAUUUCUUUUUAAUCUGAACUAAAAUAAAGAGACAUUUGUUUUGAUUUUGGUCAAUUUUUGAUGAUCAUGUGUAAAUUUGUAAGGUCAGGUGGAGCUGGAUUAAAAACUAAAUUGUUAGUACAUUAGUGGUCAGAGAGACAACAUGGAGCCACACGCUCGUAUUCAGAGUAACUCAGAGAUGUUUUGCAACAAAUAAAAUAAUUAUAAAUACAGGCUGAAAGGAAAUAACCAUAUACAACAUACGGGUUUAGAAAUCCAAAUUGAUGAGCACAGAGCACUGGUUGGUCUUUUGUUUAGCAGAGUAUAUCUUUAAAUACGGUGAUGGUACCAAAACAAAACUCAAAAAGAGACCUGCACAUCCUGUAUGUGUCUGAUCAAAACAACAACAACAGAGAGACAGACAUGUUGAAAAGAGCAGCAUGUAGUUUGAAGCCAGUAGCUGGUGGAGUUCAGGUGUCUUGUUUUAGUGUGCUGCUUUUUAAAGCAACUGUGUUAAUGAAUCAAAACUUUAGGCACCCACAUUCAUGUGGUUCACUUUGAAAGUUGUUAUCUUGGGAUUAACAUCCAAAAACCGGCUUCAUUAAACUCUUACAUGGCUUUGUAUCAAGAAAACAAAUAAAAUGAAUGAAGUUACCAGAAAUGAAGCAGAAUCACAUUGGUGCAAACCGUGAUGAUGUGUUAUAAAUUUGCAUCUCUGUCAAAUUAUUUGGGUUGUACUAAGAAGUCUUUCAGUGUAUUUAUGCAAUCAGCAGCCAAAACAUAAUGACCAGAGCGACAAACAGGAAGAGUCGAGACAGAAACUGUUCGUCCGUGUGCUGCGGUGUCCCCGGAGCUGCUGUUUGGGAAAUUGUUUAACAUAAGUUAUUUAAUAUAUUGUUGAUAAAAGAGAGAUGAUGGUGAAACAGAAAUACCUGGAGGUGGUCUGCCGUCGUUGAUGUUAAAAGCCGUCGCAAAAAUACCAAAUGGAAAGGCACCGAUUCCAAAGGACAUUUGGAAACCUCCAUCUCCGAAGCCAAACCCUUGGAAGCCCUGCGGAUCAUGUAUUUCAUCAUUUACACGAAGACGAGUGAGUGAGAUGUGACGCAACAAUCCGUGAAAUUUGCGAUCAUUCUCAAGAGACGUCUGCACACCUCGGCACUUAGCGUCUAAUAAAUCCCAGAGGGAAAUGUUCCUUAUGUUAAUGGAUAAAACCUACAUCAUCCUCUGUAACGGUUUCAUCAUGAACGCAUGUCAACAGCGGACACUGAAGACUACAUACAGCCGCCAACUUUUUACUAUUUAAAGUAUACUUGUACAAAGUACUUACACCACGGUUUUCUGGCUCCGGCCUUUGUCCUUGUGGUCGAGGCGGGGUUCUUUCUCUGUAAAACAAAACCACGUUUUGUAAAAAGUCAUGCAUUUAUAACAGCUUUGA